GUAUUAAGUAGAACGUAGCUAUGUUGUGAAACCUUCGAUGUUGUAAAUUCAAACAAUGUACCUGUGGUAGACUUCGAACUUUACUCGAGUUUAUUUCGUUUCAUUUGGUUGAAUCAACUUUUUAUUUAUUUCAACUUUAUAAUUUUAAACAUCGUACAAGAUGUCCCUUCUGUCGAGAUCAAUUGUUUUUAUGAGUUCUACAACCGUAAGAUCCGGUAUCUUAUCAAGGCUAUAUUCUUCGGACACUGUGGUGCCUCAAUUUGAAACAUUAGCUGUAUCAGUUCCUAAGAAGAAUGUCUUUCACGUUGAGAUGAAUCGCCCUAAACAACUUAAUGCAUUUAACAAAAACAUGUGGCUGGAAUUAAAAGAAUGCUUCACAUCAUUGAAUGACAAUUCCGAGUGCAGAGUUAUUGUACUAUCUGGAAGAGGAAAACAUUUUACCGCUGGUAUUGACUUCAACAGUCUGAUUGAAGAAGCUGGUAAGGCGGAGGAAUUCGAUGAUGUGGCUAGAAAAGCUAAAGUUCUGCAUGCACUUAUUACUUUCGCUCAGAGCAGCAUAUCGUCACUAGAAGAAUGUAUAAAACCGGUGAUAUCUGUGGUACAUAACGCUUGUGUGGGUGCAGGAGUCGAUCUAAUCACUGCCGCUGAUAUGAGAUAUUGUACAGAAGAAGCGUGGUUCCAAGUGAAGGAAGUAGAUAUGGGCUUGGCUGCCGACGUGGGAACUUUACAAAGAUUACCCAAAGUAGUCGGCAACACUUCAUUAGCAAGGGAACUCUGUUUCACAGCUCGGAAGCUGCCAGCUAAAGAAGCGCUAGAAAUUGGAUUAGUCAGUAAAGUUUUUCCCGACAAAGACAGUGCGAUUCAAGAAAUUCUUGAAAUGGCUGAAAAAAUUGCACUCAAAAGUCCAGUAGCUGUUCAGAUGACGAAGAAAUCCUUGGUUUACUCGCAGAGCAGACCUAAUCAAGACGGCCUUGAACAUAUUAAAUUAAUAAACCAACUGAUGCUGCAAAGUGAAGAUUUAAGAAAAUCAGCCAUGGCUCAAGCAACCAAGACUGAAACAGAGUUCGAAAAUCUGUAAUUAAAAAAUAAAUAAAAUUUUUAUGUAUUUCAAAU
Messenger RNA from Melitaea cinxia (Glanville fritillary), 1113 nucleotides. Its product is annotated as delta(3,5)-Delta(2,4)-dienoyl-CoA isomerase, mitochondrial. Gene Ontology annotation, cellular component: mitochondrion. The record is from RefSeq and is a predicted model, not a curated record. The coding region runs from base 161 to 1078 and encodes 305 amino acids. NCBI's taxonomy places the organism in Eukaryota, Metazoa, Arthropoda, Insecta, Lepidoptera, Nymphalidae. Gene Ontology annotation, molecular function: delta(3,5)-delta(2,4)-dienoyl-CoA isomerase activity. The transcript is spliced from 9 exons.